Molecule: messenger RNA, 2082 nt
Organism: Sporothrix schenckii 1099-18
Lineage: Eukaryota; Fungi; Ascomycota; Sordariomycetes; Ophiostomatales; Ophiostomataceae
Product: glutaminase GtaA
Exons: 5
Coding region: 1-2082 (693 amino acids)
Biological process (GO): carbohydrate metabolic process
Source: RefSeq, a predicted model, not a curated record
AUGGCGGCUAGAACCCUCAUACGCACCCUCCUAUAUGUGCUGGUUGCCGUUGCACCAGCUGCAUCGGCCUCAACAUUCUCACCGCUACGGCCACCUGCAAUUCCGCUCGCCGUCCGGUCUCCCUACUUGAGCACCUGGCUGAACGGCGACUCGGGCGGAAUCCUCCCCGGCUCGUGGCCGCAAUUCUGGGCUGGCCAGACCACAGGAUGGCAAGGCUUCAUCCGUGUUGACAAUGUCACGUAUAACUGGAUGGGCAAUGCCCCUGGUCCCCAAGUCGUGACCCAGACCGACUUCGAAUACACCGCGACCACGAGCACGUUUACCUUUGAUGUGGACAGCAAAGUCACCCUGACUGCCACAUUCCUCUCGCCUGUGCAUCCCACCGACCUCCUACAACAAUCGAUGCAAUUCUCCUACAUACAAGUCUCUGUCAAAUCCUCCGACGGCAACCAUCACGAGGUGCAAGUCUACACGGACAUUUCAGGCGAAUGGGCUGGCGCAGACACCAGCAGACAGAUCAACUGGUCCAACGGCCUCCGCGAUGGCCUCGCAUUCCACAAGUUCACUCUGACCACGAACACGGUCUUUUCUGAAGCAUCGGACAUGGCCUUAUGGGGUAAUUGGUACUACGGCACAGACGCAAAAGCCGGUGUGUCGUAUCGCACCGGCUAUCCAGACACCGACACCAGAGGCUUGUUCAUUAACAAUGGCAGCCUCGACAACAAAGUCGACACUACCUUCAGGUCCAUCGGGGACAACUGGCCCGUGUUUGCGUUCUCCCGUGACUUCGGCUCUGUUCUCUCAGAAGAAGACGUUCUCUUUACCAUCGGUCUCGCCCAGGACGAGGUCAUCAAUUUCCAGGGCAACAAUACCAGCCCCGAGGCCCUCCGUUCGCUGUGGUCGACCGUGUACAACUCCGACGAAGAUUGCCUGGCGGCGUUCCACUCCAACUGGGACUCCGAAUCCCACGAUGCCAGGCUGCUCGACUCGAAGAUCCACAAUGAUGCGUUUGAUGCCGGGGGCGAUGACUACGCUUCGUUGACGACGCUGGUCGUUCGCCAGGUGUUUGGCUCACUGCAGGUCGCACACGGCUCGCGGCAGGACUACAUCUUUCUCAAAGAAAUUAGCUCCGACGGCGACAUCCAGACGGUGGACGUAAUCUUCCCGGCGCACCCGAUAUUGUUGUACCUCAACCCGGAGCUGCUCAGGUUGCUGCUGGAUCCCUUGUUUGAAAACCAGGAAAGCGGCCAUUACCCGAACCCGUGGUCGACCCACGAUUUGGGCCUUUUCCCCAAUGCUCUCGGCUAUCCUAAUGGCAACGAUGAGGCUAUGCCAGUCGAAGAGUGCGGUAACAUGAUCAUCAUGACACUGGCAUAUGCGCUUCGAACAAAGAAUUCAGACUACCUGAAGCAACAUUGGCAGCUGCUGGACCAGUGGGCGCAGUUCCUGGUCAACGACUCGCUGAUCCCCGACUACCAGCUGUCGACGGACGACUUUGCCGGCGCACUAGCGAACCAGACAAACCUGGCGCUCAAGGGCAUCAUCGGCGUGCGCGCAAUGGCCGAGAUCGCUGGUCUCAGCGGCGUCGUCAAUGCCAACGAGAUCAGCCAGCAGUAUCUGAACACGUCGACCCAGUAUAUACAGACCUGGUCGGGUCUCGGUGUCAAUAAGAAUGCCAACCCGCCGCAUACGACGCUUGCGUACAACGAGCCCGACUCGCACGGCCUCCUGUACAACAUCUACGCCGAUAAGUUGCUGGGGCUGAACUUUGUGCCGGACUGGGUAUACUCGAUGCAAAGCAAUUUCUACGGCAGCGUCAUCCAAGAGUUUGGCGUGCCGCUGGACACGCGACACACCUGGGCCAAGUCGGACUGGCAGGCGUUUGCGGCGGCCGUAGCAGCACCCGAUGUGCGCAGCCUGAUGCACGGCCGUCUCAUCCGCUAUGUUGAGGGAACGCCCACUACCCGGCCCCUCUCGGAUUUGUACGACGCGACGACGGGCGAGUUCCCCACGGGUGGCCCGAUGUUUAUCAGCCGGCCCGUGCAGGGCGGGCUCUUUGCGCUCCUGGCGCUACCAGAAUAG